This is a messenger RNA of Seriola dumerili (greater amberjack), 1594 nucleotides long. It is a transcript of the gene vsir, whose product is annotated as V-set immunoregulatory receptor. The record is from RefSeq and is a predicted model, not a curated record. The transcript is spliced from 7 exons. The coding region runs from base 158 to 1066 and encodes 302 amino acids. NCBI's taxonomy places the organism in Eukaryota, Metazoa, Chordata, Actinopteri, Carangiformes, Carangidae. Gene Ontology annotation, cellular component: plasma membrane. Gene Ontology annotation, biological process: positive regulation of regulatory T cell differentiation; regulation of immune response; negative regulation of CD4-positive, alpha-beta T cell proliferation.
UCAAGUCAAGUUAGAGACGGAGUGACAAGCGGCUGUCAACCAACUCUCCGUGUCGGUACCAUUGUUAUCCUAGUUAAAGUGUGAAGGGAGAACAAGUUUAACGGAGGCUUCGUGUAGAGUCCGGUCUGCUGCUUCUCUGCUCAACAUCAAGUCAACCAUGGAGGGAGGAUUACCUUAUCGGACAUCACUUUCGCGAAAGAAGUUCAUGCUUUGGCUUUGCUCUGCUCUGUUUUCCAUAGCUGGAGGCAAAGGUGAGAUCCCCCAUGCCCAUCCCACAAUGAGUGUUUCAGUCCCCCACCUGUUCUACACCUGUCCCGAGGGUGCAACCGUCAAACUGGUGUGUGCCCAGAGAGGUGCUGCCUUGCACCCCACUGAUGUCUUGAAGCGCAGCUGGCGUUUUACGCCCCAUAGUGAUCAGCACUGUUUGGGAAGAGAGGGCCCACGCCAUACUUUCAUCAGUGGUCAUCCCCAUGGCAACCACAGCUUGCUGCCAGGGUUGCAAUUUGGACAUUCAGAGCAGAAUUUCUGGGUGGUUCUGCAGAACGUGACCCACGCUGACCAGGGUCGCUACUGCUGUAUGAUCCUAGACGUCCAAGUGGUAAACAAACAUCCCUCCCUGCUGCAGAAACCCCACAGCCAUAUUGUUCUCCAAGUUACACCACGGAGAAAUGGAUCUCAAGCUUGCACUGUCUGGGAUCCCACACCAUCUGGAGGCACUGUGCCAGUGGCCUUGGCCAUAACAGCCUGCAUCGUGGCUCUGCUCGCUCUGCCUCUCAUUCUGGUGCUUGUGUACAAACAGAGGGAGAGCACCCAGUCGAGCAGACGUGCACAAGAGCUGGUGAGGAUGGACAGUGAGGCCCAUGGCCACGAGAACCCGGUGUUUCUUGCGGGAUCACCACAGAUUAAGACCAGAACUGUUUCUCAGAUCAUGACCAGACAGUCGUCUGAGACAGGACGCCACCUGUUGUCUGAGCCAGGAACCCCUCUUUCUCCUCCUGGACAUGGGGAUGUAUUCUUCCCAAUAGAAGAUACCAUCCCAGAGUCUCCAGACUUCCUGCAGGUUUAAAGGGGGGGGUGGGGUGAAACCUCAUUCGUUGCUCUAACUGCUGACCUGGAAACACUUCUGCAUCUCUCUUCCUCCUCUCUCUGCCUUCAGAGCAAUGUUUCUCUCAUGAGCUAUCUCACAAUAACCUCUGCUGGGAUUGUCAUUGUACAUUGUCUAGACCGCAGGAGGGAAUGGAUUAUUUCCACCUGCAACAACAGCUGGAGGCCAAAAGCAAACUUUUGCUUGUGAGCAGUUGUGUUGUGUUGGCGGCUGGGUUUGUGUGUGAUGCUCCAUCUAAACGCUCUAAACAGCUUGUUUACCAACAGGCGCAUUAGUCUGGUGGGGUUCACUGCUUGAGAUGAACUCAGAGUGCUGAGGGUGGGGUUUUGCUCUGUUGUGCAGGGGUGGCAUGUGAAACCGUUGCUGUGGACUCUGAAGCACCUUGCACAUAUAUAUGUUGUUUGGUACAGUUCAAACAUUCUACUCUUUCUAAUUUGGCAGUUCCUGCACAACCACACAGUGAUAGACCACCCCCACCCUCACCCCCAC